UCGGGGCGGCGACAGGUGGGGCUUCCGCGGGCCGCGGCGAGGGCUCUGCCUUGUGCGUGGAGCCUCAGCUUCGGCUCCGGCCCGGGGAGGCGGCUUCGGCAGGGCAGGCGGGCUCCACCCCCCGGGCCGGCCGCGUGCCCGCGCCUCCCAAUUCCCAGAACCAGGGUGGGGGCUCGAAGGGGUGGUGGCAGCAGCUCCGCUUCCAGCUGGGCGUCUGGGCGCGGGGCCAGGACGGGCGGAGAGCGGCGGCGGCGCUGGGCGGCGGAUCGCGCGUAGGGCGGUGGCCUGGACCGGCCGAGCCAUGGCGGCCCCGGAGCUGGUGCCGAGGCGGGGCCGGGAGCGGGAACGAGAAGACGAGAGUGAGGACGAGAGCGAUAUUCUGGAAGAGAGCCCGUGCGGCCGCUGGCAGAAGCGGCGGGAGCAGGUGAAUCAGGGAAACAUGCCGGGGGUCCAGAGCACGUUCCUGGCCAUGGACACUGAGGAGGGGGUGGAGGUGGUGUGGAACGAGCUGCACUUCGCUGACAGGAAGGCCUUCUUGGUCCACGAGGAGAAGAUCCAGACCAUGUUUGAGCAGCUGGCGCUGGUAGACCACCCCAAUAUCGUCAAGCUGCACAAGUACUGGCUGGAUGCCUCAGAGUCCCGAGCGCGGGUCAUCUUCAUCACAGAGUACGUGUCGUCAGGUAGCCUCAAGCAAUUCCUGAAAAAGACCAAGAAGAACCACAAGGCCAUGAAUGCCAGGGCCUGGAAGCGCUGGUGCACACAGAUCCUGUCUGCACUCAGCUUCCUGCACGCCUGCAGCCCCCCCAUCAUCCACGGGAACCUGACCAGUGACACCAUCUUCAUCCAGCACAACGGCCUCAUCAAGAUUGGCUCCGUGUGGCACCGGAUCUUCUCCAAUGCGCUCCCCGAUGAUCUUCGAAGUCCCAUCCGUGUUGAGCGGGAGGAACCUCGGAACCUGCACUUCUUCCCGCCAGAGUAUGGAGAGGUUGCUGAUGGCACUGCUGUGGACAUCUUCUCCUUUGGGAUGUGCGCACUAGAGAUGGCUGUCCUGGAAAUCCAGGCCAAUGGGGACACCCGGGUCACAGAGGAGGCCAUCACUCGUGCCAGGCACUCGCUGAGUGACCCCAACAUGCGGGAGUUCAUCCUCUCCUGCCUGGCCCGGGACCCUGCCCGCCGGCCCUCUGCCCACAGCCUCCUCUUCCACCGCGUGCUGUUCGAGGUGCACUCGCUGAAGCUUCUGGCUGCCCACUGCUUCAUCCAGCACCAGUACCUCAUGCCUGAGAAUGUGGUGGAGGAAAAGACCAAGGCGAUGGACCCGCACGCGGUCCUGGCGGAGAUCCCCCGGACCCCCCGGCCCCCACUACAGUGGCGGUACUCAGAAGUCUCCUGCUUAGAGCUCGACAAGUUCCUGGAGGACGUCAGGAAUGGGAUCUACCCGCUGAUGAACUUUGCUGCUGCCCGGCCCCUGGGGCUGCCCCGUGUGCUGGCCCCGCCCCCCGAGGAAGCCCCGAAGGCCAAGACCCCGACACCAGAGCCUUUUGACUCAGAGACCAGAAAGGUGAUCCAGAUGCAGUGUAACCUGGAGAGGAGCGAGGACCAGGCGCGCUGGCACGUGAGCUUGGCGGGGGGGGGGGGGGGGGGGGGCCUGCCGCUGGCAGAGACACCGGGUGCGGGAGAAGAGGGACAGGGCCGACCGCGAGCCCACCACACCCUCCUGCCUCCGCCUCCUCAGCUCACUCUGCUCCUGGUGCUGGAGGACCGGCUGCAUCGGCAGCUCACCUACGACCUGCUCCCAACCGACAGUGCCCAAGACCUGGCUGCUGAGCUGGUACACUAUGGCUUCGUCCACGAGGUGAGGUGUGCGGGCCAGGUGUGGCCAGCCUGGGAGGGCGGCAGGGUGGGCCUCGCCCCUCCGUCCCCCAUGCCUCCCUCCCAUCCUGCAGGACGAUCGGCUGAAGCUGGCUGCCUUCCUGGACAGCACCUUCCUCAAGUACCGUGGAGCUCAGCCGUGACCUUGAUCCUCGCACCCCAGGGCCCCAAGCCCCCUGGAAGCCGACCUCCUGGCUCCCUGGGGAAGCUUGGCAUUGGCCCCUGCAGUUGGGUGGGGAACCAGGGUCUCUGUCUGCCUUUGUGCCUGCUAGUGAGAACCUCCCCUCGCAUAGCUCCCCGCAGCCCUGGGGUGGGGCUGAGGGUGGCGGGGUCGGGCCCACCGGGGUGAGGGAGCCGGCGCUGGGGGACAGGUUAGCUGCUGCGUGUCCUUAGGAGCAGGAUGCCCCGUGCAGCCAGCUUCCACAAUUUCCUGGCUGUGUGGUCAUGAAGGGGCUGCCCCACAGGGAACCAUGCAUAGUGCUGGGGGCUGAGGGGUGGGGGUCAGCCCUGGACAGCUGUGCGCCCAGGGAAACACUCCAUUGCAAGUUGGUGCCACUGACCCACACGAGGAACCACCACCUUAAACUGAUGGUAAAGCACCUGCAGCUGUCGGGCACCAUGCUAGGCGAGGGGCGGGGUCAUGACCUGGAAGCUCCUGUGGCUCUUGCCCCCACCCCCCAUCCAGGGCAGACCCACUUCCGAGCCCCUCUCUGGCUCCUGCAACCCCCACAAAGGGCUGUUCUCUGUCCAAGUUCCCUGGCUGGAGUGGUCCGUGUGGGAUGCCCUCCCUGCUCCUCCCCAGCUCCCCCCAACUCGUGCUACCUCCCUGGGUCCUGGGGAUAUCAGCGCCCCUUCCAUUUGCAAAUGUAGUUAAUCACUCUUGAACAUUUAAAACCGCAUGUAUAAAUUUAGCCCGUUCAGGUUUCUAAGUGUUUGAAAUGUCAAACAAGAAAAGCCUACCACUGUAUUAGUUUUCUGUUGUUGCUGUAGGUCUUUACCACAAACUCAGUGGCUUAAACCAACACAUUAGUUCUGUGGUCAGAAAUCUGGCGCAGAUCCCAUCAGACUAACAUCAAGGUGUUGUCACUCCUUUCUGGAGGUUCUUGGGGAGAAACCAUUUCCUACUCCUUCAGGUUGUCAGCCUGCAGGUGUCAGGAGCACAUGGGGCACUGGGCAGGAAUUCAGUUCCUUGCAGCGAUGGGGCCAAGGUUCCCAUUCCCAUGCCUGCUUAAACUGAAGGCCAUUCUCAGCUUCUGGAGGCUGCCAGAUCCCUUGGCUCAUGGCCUCUUCCUCCAUCUUCAAAGCCAGAAACAUCGCAUUGAAUCUUUCUCCUGAACUGUGUGUCUGGUUUUCUGCAGCCAGGAAAGCUUCAUGUGGUUAGGUUGGGUCCACUUGGAUAAUCCGGGAUAAUCUCCCAUCUCAUGGUCCUUAAUCUUAAUCAUAUGUGCAAAAUACUUUUCACCAAGUAAAGUAAUAUUCCCAGGUUCUGGCGGUUAGGACACGGACAUCUUUGUCAUCCCACCUGCCACGUCACCCCAACCAAAACCCCAAACCAACACCCCUUACCAAGACAAGUCAGAUACAUUCCAUGUACAAAUAUGGUGAAUCUCAAGUUAUUUUAAAUGUUCCAGUACUCUACAAAAUUAUUCAAGUUCUUAGAUCUUUCAGUUUAAAGUUACGAUUUAAAAUAACUUACACAGCUACUUGUGCCAAGCUGUCUGAUUUUGCAUCGUCUGAAACAGUUGGGAGUGUCCAAUGCAUAACAGAUUGUGCCAGAGAUUAAACUGAACUCAAAAGGAUCAGUACUAGCACUGCUUCAUUUAAUGUCUGUUGAGGUUUUCAUUUUAACUUUUAUCUCUUCAAAGUGACAAACGUAUUAUUUUAAAAAUGGAAUUUUUUAGGCCAAUAAUAAAUAACUAAUAAAUACAA
This is a messenger RNA of Cervus elaphus (red deer), 3798 nucleotides long. RefSeq names its product nuclear receptor binding protein 2 (gene NRBP2). Gene Ontology annotation, biological process: endoplasmic reticulum to Golgi vesicle-mediated transport; intracellular signal transduction; protein phosphorylation. Gene Ontology annotation, molecular function: protein serine/threonine kinase activity; ATP binding. The record is from RefSeq and is a predicted model, not a curated record. Lineage: Eukaryota; Metazoa; Chordata; Mammalia; Artiodactyla; Cervidae. Gene Ontology annotation, cellular component: cytoplasm; endomembrane system. Bases 302 to 2218 code for a protein of 638 amino acids. The transcript is spliced from 16 exons.